AUGCGGGGCUCUUUUUUUUCGCGGCUUCUGCCGCAACUAUCUCUACUGCUGCUGUUAUCGUUGAGGCGCAUCUGGACACAGGAGUACGUUGGAACUGCCCCUUCCAGAUCCCCGAUGGCCCCCGAGUGCCCCGAGGCAUGUUCAUGUUCACUAGGUGGCAAGGCCAAUUGCUCCGCACUCGAGCUGCCCACGGUACCAGCGGGCCUGAGCUGGAGAGUAAGCACACUGCUUCUGGAUCACAAUCGCGUAAGCGCGCUGCCUCCAGGUGCCUUCGCUGGGGCGGGCGCGCUGCUCUACCUAGACCUGCGGGAGAACAGGCUCCGGUCAGUGCACGCUCGAGCUUUCUGGGGUCUGGGCGUGUUGCAAUUUCUAGACCUGAGCGCCAACCAGUUGGAAACUCUGUCUCCUGGCACCUUCGUGCCGCUCCGCGCGUUGCGUUUUCUUUCCCUAGCGGGUAAUCGGUUGGCAUUCCUGGAGCCUUCGAUCCUGGGCGCGCUCCCAUUACUGCGCGUGCUCAGCCUGCAGGACAAUUCACUGUCUGCGCUCGAGGCGGGUUUGCUGAAUAGCCUGCCCACGCUCGACGUGUUGCGCUUGCGUGGCAAUCCCUGGUCAUGCAGCUGCGCGCUGCGUCCGCUUUGCACCUGGCUGCGCAAGCACCCGCGUCCCGCUUCAGAAACUGAGACCCUGUUCUGCUUGUCUCCAAGACGCCAGACGCUCAGCCUACUGACAGCCUUUCCGGACACGGCCUUCAGACACUGCGCUCAGACACUCGCGGCGCGAGACCUGGUGGUGGUAUACGCUCUCGGGCCGGUCUCUUUCCUCGCCAGUCUGGCUAUCUGCCUGGCAUUGGGCUCCGUACUCACUGCCUGUGGUGCACGGCGGCGCCGCGGCCGCACCACGGUACGCCCCUUACUAAGAAGACCGCUGGACCCCGAGGGUCCAACCUCCCAGGAGGAUGCUGGGAGCCCUGCAGCGGCUGCAACCCAAGCCUAA
Molecule: messenger RNA, 993 nt
Organism: Arvicola amphibius (Eurasian water vole)
Lineage: Eukaryota; Metazoa; Chordata; Mammalia; Rodentia; Cricetidae
Gene: Lrrc26
Product: leucine rich repeat containing 26
Exons: 2
Coding region: 1-993 (330 amino acids)
Cellular component (GO): voltage-gated potassium channel complex
Molecular function (GO): potassium channel activator activity; transmembrane transporter binding; voltage-gated potassium channel activity
Source: RefSeq, a predicted model, not a curated record